Messenger RNA from Plasmodium coatneyi, 5550 nucleotides. RefSeq lists its product as uncharacterized. The record is from RefSeq and is a predicted model, not a curated record. Bases 1 to 5550 code for a protein of 1849 amino acids. NCBI's taxonomy places the organism in Eukaryota, Apicomplexa, Aconoidasida, Haemosporida, Plasmodiidae. The transcript has a single exon.
AUGAAAUCAGAGAGAAACAGCGACACGGAGAAAGUGGCGUCAGGGUGGCAAAUGGAGGAAAGCCUAAAACAGAGGAAGCGAAAAAAUAGCCAUACAAACGCGGGACUGUUAGAACAUCAUGGGGUGGUUGCAGACGUAGACAAAGGGGGAAGCGAGAACAAGCGGACGGGAAAAAGAGAAGUGACGAAAAAGGUGCAGAAGGCCGAAAAGACGGAAAAAAAGGACAGAGACGAUCACGGCAACCCACGCAGAAGCCAAAGCGCUAUCGGCUUGGGUUCAUCAGUCAUUCCGGCGGCCCACUCGAAAAAGAACGACAGUGAGGUAAGUAGUCAGGUUAGUAGCCAACUUAGCAGUGAAGUUAGAAAGGUCACCCCAGAGGAUUAUGGGUACGACCUUGGAAUCGACAACGAUGUGGAGAACGAAAUGGACGACGAGUACGACGAUGACAUGAAUAGCCAGAUGGAUGACGUGCAGUUUGAUUUGUGCGAUUCUCAGGAGUAUGAAAAUGAACUGGAGGAAAAUAACACAAAAGGGGAGGGGAGUUUAAAGAAGAACCUGGGGGAUAAUUCGGGCUACACAGACACGGAGGUCUCCUACGUGAGCGAAAUGAGCAAGAGCAAAUUGGACGCGAAAAAUGACUGCUGCUGUUGUUUCGCAAGAAGGGGGAAGAAGUACACAAGCGUAGAUAUUCACAACUACGGGGAUGUGCACAACUGUGCCGAGGUUAACCAUUGCCGAUGCGCCAAGAGUGGGCACUGCAUAAAGUGCGAACGCGGGAAUCAAAGCCAGAAGAAGAUGAAAAACGCAAGCAGCGAGCUGAAGAACAUGGACUGGUUGAUCUACACCAUAAGAUACAUGGAUUAUAGACGCCUGCGAAGAAGGUUCAACGGAAUAAGGAAGCCAAUUUCGAAGAAAAUUGUCUUCAUUAUAACCAUUUUCUGUUUAAUCCUCAUAUCGUGGAAGUAUUUUAAAACGUCCUAUGAGAAUAGCAUGCUUACAAUUAGCUUCAAAAUUCAGACGUCCUUUUUAUUUUUUGUAGAAGCCGCCUUGGUAAUCAUUGGAGUGAUCAUUUUUGCAAAGUUCCAAACGAGGCUGAGUUUACACUGGCCUAUUUACGCCUCCUACAUAUUUAUAAUCUGCGCCUCCAUUUUGUUAAUAUUUUAUGAGAAGGACAAAUAUGAUAAAAUCUCCAGGGGGGAACACAUCCUAAUGAUUUAUGGGUUAGUUCAAUUGUCCCUAAUAAUUAUAGUGAAGGUUAUUAUUUGUAUUGGUCCCCUUCUGGCUAUAUAUGGUUUUUUCUGCCCAUGUACAGAGCACUGUCGAAUUUUAAAGAAGAAAGUUUCAACGAAUAAAUUGAAUAUAACGGUAAGUCGGUAUAACGAUUUCGCUGGGAUGUGUGGAAAUAACUUUUGCUGUUUUUGUCUCUGUGCUUAUCGAUCCUUCUAUCGUAUUGUAAACUGUUUUUAUAAAAAGUUUUCCAAUUUACGUUUCAAAAUGGCAAAUGAUAGUAUUAAUGAAGCCCCUUUUAGUCAUCAGUUAAGGUAUAAGGGGAAGACUGAUAUAUAUGGUAGACCGCAUGGGUAUGGAGAAUGGAUUGAAGAUCAUUCUUAUGGAGAGAAGCUAAGAGGUUUCUGGUUCCAUGGGUACCCAGUAGGUCCCUUUAUAUCACAGGAAGUUGGAAGUGGAUCUCUAUUUGUUAAUACAAGAGUUGGCUUUGCCGCCUGUGUGGGAAAAGAUUGGUCAGAUGUACGAUAUGGCGUUUCCUGUACGGAAUGCUCUAUCAGUGGCCACUUUUUUAAUGACUUUCCAUUGACAUAUUUUUUUAAUCCAAAAAUUGAGAAGGAUGCCAAUGGGAGGUUGCCAACCAAUAGGUAUGAUAUUAUUGUGAAGGACAUUUUGAAGGAAAAUUAUGAGGACAUUUUAGGGUACGAUUUGAAGUGGUGUUUUAAUAUGCUAAAGGUUAAUAGUAGCACUACGACGGAAUAUUUUUCCAACAACUGCAUGAUUUCCAUUGACCAUGUGACUAUGAGCUUGAAGGUUCACAAUUACAAACGGUUGGGGCCUAUCAAGGCGAGGAAUAAUAACAUCCUCGACGAAAUUACCGUAAAAUUGGUACACCUCCCCAAGGUGAAAAAGGGGAAAAAAAUUUACAAAAGGGGUUGUCCCUAUAAAUUUAGCGGCAAUGGAAACAACACUGUGCUGUAUGUGAAACCGGAAAAAAAGCACGAUGAACAGGUCAAGGGACAUGAAGGUGAAGAAUUUUUUUACUCCAACCAGAACAGAAUUCAUAGCAAUACUAAAAAGCUAAGUGCACAUGGGAACCAGAAUUAUCCAAAUGAACUGAAGGACGACAACUACCAUUCUUACUACACACAUAGGCUGUCAGACAAGCUGCUGGACUCUGUAAAUGAUGACAUUUAUUUGUACAAAAUGAAUAAGUCGAUUAAAUCGACCGAAAUACACAAAGCGCCAUACCUGUUCGAUCACAGUGGGAGCAGCACCAGUCCUGAUGAGGACGCAAAAAGGGGUGCAGACGGAAUCGGUCAAUCCGUGAACAGUCAACAUGGUUGUGUUUUUCCCCAUCGGAGUAACUAUUAUGGCGCAAGGGGAAAAUAUCCUUAUCGCCACAUGGGUGGAGGCAGCGACAGUGGCAGCUCCAUCGAAGUGCAUUUCGGCAGAAGAGAUGAACAAACAGGUAAACGUUCAAACGAAAGAGAGAGGAAGCGUGGAAUGUGCCAUAUUCCUCCACAUGUCAACCUCUUCACAGAGGAUAGCGCUGCCAGAAGUAGCUCCUCCUUUUGCCGAAAGGAUGACACAUUUGUUGUUAAUAUAAGCGGCUUCGGAAGUGACAGGCGGUGCAGUGGGGGGGGACGAUCCCAUGGUUUACAUGUUGUUGGACCGGGGAGAAGAACACCGAAUAAGGAGAAAAGAAAGAAGCUGCGCAGAAGGGUACCGCUCCAUGGGGAAGAAAACUCAUACAUGGAGGAUCCUUCCCUUUAUAGCGAACACGAACAGGAAGGUUUCCAGUGCAGAGAAGAAGAACUACUCUGUGAGAACGUUUUGCGUGCGAAGUUUAGGGAGCACCCCACCGUGGGGAUGGAAAAGGGGGGAAGCAAUGAAAAGAGGGAAAGCGUCGGUAGGGCGAGGCGGAGAAGCGAAUCUGAGGGGAGCACCCCGAAACACCAUCAAGAAGGAGAAAAAAAGCAGAACAAAAACAGAGUUACCCUACCGAAUGAGCAGGAUAAGAACGUCGAAUCGGACGAAAGGAAAAGCAUGGACUCCCCGAAGGCAAAAAAAAAUGAGGAACAGAAAUGGAAAGAAAAAACAGUUAACCCAAAGGAUACAUCAAGUGGCACAUCAAAUUUUGGAGAAAACAAAGCGUUAUUCCUUUCGGACAUUUUUAAAUCCUUUAUAAAAUCGGGAAUAGCCAAAAAUUCAAGAAAAAAAAAUGUGAAAAAUAACUCCAGUGACGACAUAGAAAAUGAUAGGCACAAAAUGUAUACGGACAAAAGGACGAAGAGUAAAAAAUCGAAAAGGAGUUAUUCAAAUAUGAAUAAAGGAAGGAAAGAAAUUUACAACAAGACAAUGAAAAAAGUAAGUCUGCGCAGAAUGAAAAAUUCAAAGAUAAAAGGAUUUGUAAAAAAGUACACGAAACAGUACAGAAAAGGAUCUAUCUACAUAACCUCCAAUAAUAAGAAAAUCGAUAAGUUCAUUCGAUCCAAGUAUAAUAACAAUAGUAAGAACACACAAAUAAUAAGCACCUUGGGGGACACAGUAAAGAGUAUCAAUGAAUCCUUUGGCAGUUUGAAUGGUGCCAAUUUAUCCAGCUAUAAUAUGAAGAGGAAUAAAACAAUUGCGCAGGUUUUUGCUGAAGAAGAUGAAUGGGAAAAUUAUCGCCAUCAACACAAGGAAAAAAUUAUUGUAGAAGGUUGGCAAUCAUUAUCUUUAAAACAGAAUUUAAAUUUUAUGCCAGACGAAAUUGUUAUAUAUAUACAUGGAUAUAAUGUGAAGUUACAUCAUGGAUGUUCUCAGUUGGCUCACUUGGUUUCUUUUUCCAAGUUGCCGUCCUACAUCCAACCGUUUGUUUUUCACUGGGAAGGCUACAUGUGGGGUCCGCUUUCGGCUCUGUCCUACCCGGUUGCGAGGAAAAGAUCCGAAAUGGCUGUCUUGGGAAAUUCUUUCAAAACAUUUAUACGGGAGCUUAUAAAAUCGGGCAUUAAGAAUGUGCAUCUGAUAAGUCACUCCUGUGGUUCAAGGCUAUUUUUUAACGGGUUCGCUAGCUGCGUGGAGGAUAACCUGUUUUAUAACGUACUGAAGAGUGAAAAGUCGGCCGGGAAGAAGGGGGAUCAUGAUGAAGGCGGGGCCAAGCGCGAUGCGGCCAACGACGAUAUUAGCGAUCAUAGCAGCGAUGAUGGAAGUGAGGAGUGCCGCUUGGGGGGCAGUACGAUCGAACGCCCGCCAGGCAAAAAGCGGGGAAAAAAAAAGAACAAGCAAAUCAUAGUCAAAACAGUCAUUUUACUGAACCCAGAUUACCCACUGGACAAGUUCCUAGAAACAGACUUUUUCGUUUUGAGGAGCCACUGCAACCACAUCGUCAUGUAUGGAGACACGAGGGACCAGGCCCUGACCUACUCCGAAACGUGGAAUCGAGAAAAGUGUUUAGGAAAAAGAAUUUUCAAGCUGAAGUUACCCCUGUACAAAAUAUAUAAUUGUGAAGAUUACUUGAAUUUAAAUUUGGACCGAAGUAAUUUCCUCACGGGGAAUUACGAAGACAAAUACAAAAUGUGUGACAACGUUUUGUUCCCCAAUUCGUCCUACGUGGAGGAAAAAAUGAGGAUGAAACAGAGUGAGCGAAUUGGGGAGCAGUUUGACAGGGGUGACAAGCAAUACAACAGAGCGAAAGAAAAUGAGAGAGAAGAAAGUCAGACACAAAAUAAAUCCACGAAUACUAAUGCAAACACCAGUGGGAAUGACCAACAUGUCAAUAAGACCGUUCGUAAGACAUCCACAUAUGACUAUGAUGAAGGUGCCUCCUGCAUUUCUGAAGAUUUAGCGCAGAAUUACCUGAAUGAAAAUUUCCUCAAAACGGUGGAGUUUAGUGACUCCAGUUUAAGGGCCUUUACAUCCAAAAGGAGGUUUAAAAUAUCCAAGGCCUUUAAAAAAUUUAAAAGAAAAUGGCUAUUCAAAAAUAAGAAGAAGCACAUUUAUUUUAACCAAAACACUGUUAAUACGUCUAAUAAUAUAAAAAUGAAAGAAAGGGUGUCUAAAACGUCCAAUCAGACGUCUAAAAAAACAGACACUGUUUAUAUUUCCUUCGAUAAAUACGCUUGGCUAGACAUGGAUGUGAUUGACACAACUUUCGUCGAAACGAAUGUGGAUUUUUUAAAGCAUUCUUUUUAUCAGGUGAAAAGAGAAAUUAUGGAUGAUAUACGGGAGGUACUAAUUUCGAAUAUACGUGCGCACGAGCGUGUCAGCCGGUUGGACAGACGGAGAGGCAACGUCUUUGUGCUGCGCGUAGCUCCAGCUGGGGUUGGCAGCCUCCAUCGGUAA